AUGCGGGUCUAUUUAGUAGUGUGCUGCCUUAUUUUCUACACCGUGCGUGGACAAGUAGAGUACUCCAUCGCCGAAGAAACUGAGCGCGGCGCGCCUGUCGGGAAUCUAGCACAGGAUUUGGGCAUCGAUGCGGCUAGGCUGCCCUUCCGCAGAUUCCGCAUGAUCACCAGUUCUAGUAAGCAGUAUUUCAACCUCAAUGCGAGCACCGGAGCUUUGUCUGUUAACGAGCCCGUCGACAGGGAAGAGGUCUGUGCACAAGAACCUACCUGCUCUCUGAAUUACGAACUCGUGUUAGAAACCCCCCUGGAACUUUAUAAACUGCAGUUUAAAAUAUUGGACGUGAACGAUCACACUCCUACUUUUCUGCUAGAGGAAUAUCAUGUGAAUGUCGCCGAGUUCCUGGCUCCAGGAGUUCGGUUUACUCUCCCCGUCGCCCAAGAUCUCGAUGAAGGCAUCAACAGCGUCCAGAGCUACAGUCUAAGCCCCAACCAGCAUUUCAGACUGGAAAUGCAGACUCGCGGGGAUGGGAGCCGGUAUCCUGAACUGGUAUUAGAAAAGCCCUUGGAUAGGGAGCAGCAGGCCACACACAGGCUUACUAUCACAGCUAAAGACGGAGGGAACCCCCAGAGGUCUGGAGACGCCCAGGUUGUGGUAACUGUCCUGGACACAAAUGAUAAUGCCCCUACUUUUGAGCAUUCUGUCUACAGGGCCAGCGUGUUGGAAAACUCUCCUAGAGGCACUCUGGUCACUAGGGUGCAAGCCACAGACUUAGAUUAUGGUCAGAAUGGAGAGGUCUUCUACUCGUUUAGCAACAGCACAUCCCCUGAGCUACAGAAGAUGUUCAGCAUCAACCCCCAAAGCGGUGAGAUAAAAGUCAGCGGUGCUUUAAAUGUCCAAAAGCCCCUGCUAGAGAUGUUCAUUGAGGCAAGGGAUAAAGGAGUCUUUGGCAUGUCUAGUGUAGCUAAACUGUUGGUGGAAAUUACUGAUGUGAACAACAAUGCUCCAGAGAUUACACUCACUUCGCUGUCCAGCCCCAUCCCAGAGGAUUCUUUGCUGGGCACUGUGGUGGCUCUUUUGAGUAUUACUGAUGAAGAUCCUGGUGAGAAUGGGAAAAUCAUUUGUAAGAUUCCUGUUGACAUCCCCUUCCAACUCAAGUCCUCUUUUGAUAAUUACUACAGCCUGAUCACAAGUGGUCAUCUUGAUCGAGAACGGGUCAGUGAAUACAACAUUACAGUCACUGCCUCUGAUCUGGGUUCCCCUCCCAUUGCCACUCAGAAAACACUUUGGGUACAGAUUGCUGAUGUGAAUGACAAUCCUCCCAAAUUCCUCAACCAGAUGCGUGAAAUUUACAUAGCAGAGAACAAUAAGCCUGGGGCAUCUGUUUUCCAGAUGUCCGCUUCUGAUCCAGAUCUCCAGGAGAAUGGUCGGGUAUCUUACUUUCUCAGGGACCUUGAUAUCCAGGGCAGCUCCUUGUCCAGAUAUUUAGCCAUUGAUGCAGACAAUGGAAUCAUCUAUGCAAAAGACACUUUUGACUUUGAGCAACUCCAAACUUUUCAUUUCCAAGUAGAGGCAAAGGACAAUGGUUUCCCAAUUCUGACUGCUACUUUUAUUGUCAGUGUUACCAUCAUAGACCAAAAUGACAAUGCCCCAGUCAUCUUGUAUCCAGAUGUGAGAAAUGCUUCAGUGGCGAUUGAAAUUGUGCCACGCUUGGCAAAUGCCAACUAUUUAGUGACCAAGGUGGUGGCCCAUGACCCAGACAGUGGGCAGAAUGCUUGGCUUUCUUACCACCUUCUGCACUCUUCUGACACAAGCCUAUUUCAGGUUUUACCAAAUUCUGGGGAACUUAGAACUAGUCGUUCAAUGAGAUCUAGUGACCCCAUCAAGCACAAAGUGGUGAUCUUGGUGACAGACAAUGGGGAUCCUUCCCUCUCCUCUACUGUAACUUUGGGCAUCCUACUAGCUGACACUCUCCCACAAGCACUCCCAGACUUUGAUGACAGCCUGGAAACACAUGGGCAGCAGCUGUCUAGCUUGAACUUCUACUUGAUCAUUGCUCUGGGCUGCCUUUCCCUUGUCUUUUUUGGAUUUAUCAUUUUCCUUUUUGCUGUUCGACUUUUCCACUGUAGGACUAACCCCUCUUGCAAUUGUUGUUGCCCCACGGAUGAGUAUGAAAAGUACCGGUACAAUGUGCGCAUGCUCCCAAGCUCUAAUUUUACCCCAGAGAUGGUUGAGAUUGCAGGGAUGGGGAAACUUACGCACACCUAUUUAUAUAGGGCAGCCCUAGGUGUAGGGACUAGCAAUAACAACUUGAUGUCCAACAGAGAUGCCGGGAGCCUUUCCAAGGGGGCGGGAUUAUUGCAAGUGCCAGCAUCCUGCAUUCAAGUACAGAAGGUGAAGAGUGACCACUUUAAUGCCAUUCUGGUGCCAAAACCACCCAAUCCUGAUUGGCGUUAUUCUGCAUCUUUACGAGCUGGAAUGCAAGGUGCUGUACACAUGGAAGAGACAGGAGGCCUGCGUGUUGGAUCUGGAGGACCCGAGCAGCAGUGGCCAACAGUAUCCAGUGCAACAACAGAACCUGAAGCUGGUGAAGUAUCCCCUCCAGUGGGAGCUGGCGUGAAUAGCAACAGCUGGACUUUCAAAUAUGGGCCUGGCAAUUCCAAGCAGCCAGGCCCAAGUGAGUUGCCAGACAAGUUCAUUAUCCCAGGAUCUCCUGCCAUCAUCUCCAUUCGUCAAGAUCCACCAAAUAGCCAAACUGAUAAAAGUGACUUUAUAACUUUUGGCAAGAAGGAAGAGACCAAGAAAAAGAAGAAGAAAAAGAAGGGAAACAAGGCUCAGGAUAAAAAAGAAAAGAUCAACAGCACUGCUGACAACAAUGAUCAGUGAGGGGUUUAUACUGAACAAUCGAUUUAGCCAAUUUUUGCAAUUUGGAAGAACUCUCCCAUGUAGCAACUCCCAACUUCUUCCUGUUAACUAAUUUCCUGUAUGUACAAGACUUCAAAAAAUCUGCAGGGAAUUCACAAUGUCUUUUGCUUGACAGGUUUUGUCUUGAAAGCUUUAUCACACCUGACAUUAACUAUUUUUAUCCACCCUGGCUUAUUUUCAGAUUAUAAAAAAAGCAGAUCUGUUUCUUUUCUCCUACUUUGGAAAAGAAACUUUUCACAACAUAGCCCAAGCAAAAUUGGAGUCUGUAACCCUAUCCUGAUGACAUAUAUGGAGGUGGAGAGGUAAACAGUUUUGUUAUUGUGCACCCUGUAGCUGAUUGAAAACUCCUGUGCACUGAUGGCUGGCUAGGUGAUGCAAGGUCAGGUUAAUAUGAUGCAAAAGCACUCGCAAAACAUGAACAAAUUAAGUUACUUGUUAAAUUAAUGUGCCCGGGGAUCUAAGUUAAAUUUGUGAUUAUUUUGUAUUCCAUCAGAUGUAUCCAUGUAUGUUUUGAGUGCAAGCUUUUCUAUAUUUUGUAUACACACUCCAGCAAAAAAACAAAACAAGUUUAACUCAGACAACUCAUAUGAGAAACCAUGAAGUAUGUCUGCUUCCAAGCCAUUGACCAUAUUGCCACAAUAAGGCCUUUGAUCUCCUAGCAAGGAUGUCCCUCAGGGAACGUCUGCAUGGCAACCUCCCGUAUCCUUGACUCACUACCGUAGAGCUAAACAAGGUGUGUGGAAAAUCUCCCCUUGGGGAAAAAAACACAAGUAACUUUGGAGAGUGGAGAUUCCUUAUUCAAAUCUUGUGUGCAGCUGUGUGGAUAGAAGUGUCUACAAUCCAGAUAAGUGAACGGCCCUCUGGGGACAUUGUCCAAGGCUGUUAGGAAACCACCGUGCUGACAAGCUCUCAAAGUUUAACAAAGGAAUUAAGGGCUGACAUCUCAGGAAUGUAAAUGACUGUGAUGUUUCCUUUAUGUCCUUGUUUCCACUCUAUUUAACAUUCCUUUGCACAUAGCAACUCUGAAAAUAUCAGAGUAUUUCCAUAAAACAUAUGCAAAAAUAUAGAAGGAAGUAGUCUUAUCCAUGCUAUUAGUGAUUUAAUAUUUUAUAAAGGGAGAAUAACUGUAAAUGAAAAAAAUAUAAUGUCCUUUACCCCCAAACCGAAGUAAAUUUACAGCCAUUAGAAAAUAUAAUUGCUGCUAAUAAAGUGCUUUAGAAAAAAUGCCUGAAACACUGUAUUAUAUCUGCCAAUCACCGCUUUAUUAUAUCAGGUCACUAGAUUGGGAAUGGGGACUGCCUCUUGCAUGCAUUAAAGAAAUAAAAGAUUUUCUUGCUCUCAUUUUGCUUUCCUUAUUCUGCACUUUGAGUACACUCCUUUUGUAAUAAUAAUAAUCAGGGGAAGUGGAAAUCAAUUCUUUCUCACCAAGCAACUUUACUAAUCUGCUAGCUCUGUUGCGUGUCUUGAUGUAUUUGCCUACAUGAUCUUCUUGGGUUUAGUUUCUCUAAGAUUUUAUGAAUUUCUGACCCUUCAAAUUAUUGCUUAUUAUGUAAAAUUAAAGUACUGUAAGUAUGCAACAUGCUCUUAUAAGUAUCCUAAAAUAUUUGUUCUGUGCUUAUAUAUGUGAAUGUCAAUGCAACUAUUAUCUAGUGUGGACAUUAAGCUUUAGUAGUUGAAUGUAAAUCUGCUAUUAUUUUUUGUACAUUUGUGAACAAGUGGAGUUGCGUUAAUAUUUUUAAGCACUGUUAGUAACCAGUUUUUGUGUAUGAUUUGAAACACAAGUAAAAUACCUUUCUUAAAUCAAGAAAUCAGUAAUUUGCAGGGUAUUAUUUUGAGGUCAGACCAUUAUAUGAACUGUGACUAAACAGUAAACUAAACAGCAAAGAAAAUAAAUUUCCUGGAUAUUAUAUGCUGCACACAAAGCUGCCUAAAAAUCCACAAGGAAGGCAAGAAUACUCUA
Molecule: messenger RNA, 4882 nt
Organism: Notechis scutatus (mainland tiger snake)
Lineage: Eukaryota; Metazoa; Chordata; Lepidosauria; Squamata; Elapidae
Product: protocadherin alpha-5-like
Biological process (GO): homophilic cell-cell adhesion
Cellular component (GO): plasma membrane
Molecular function (GO): calcium ion binding
Source: RefSeq, a predicted model, not a curated record